Messenger RNA from Haemorhous mexicanus (house finch), 376 nucleotides. Its product is annotated as protein FAM240B-like. The coding region runs from base 1 to 219 and encodes 72 amino acids. The transcript is spliced from 2 exons. Lineage: Eukaryota; Metazoa; Chordata; Aves; Passeriformes; Fringillidae. The record is from RefSeq and is a predicted model, not a curated record.
AUGAAUAGCCAAUAUAUGCGUCAUGAAGUGCGGGGUUGUGAAACCAGCGACCUGAGGAACUUCUGGGAAAAAACCAUUGAACAACAAACUCAGUAUCUGCAAAAUGAAAAAGAACGUCAGCGAAGAAGUGCUCUGACAAAGCUCAGAAAUGAAUGGAUGGAGAGGCUGGAAAAACGGAUAAAGAUGUUGAGGACCCAAUCUGAAGACUCAUCCAGCUGAAGAGCCCAUUCUCAUUACACAUUUGGGGGAAAAUAAAUCUGUUUUGUAGGAAAGUGUGAUGUAAAAGCUGAAGUCAGUUUUACUCUGUAGCUUAAAUGAGCUAUAAUUAAUUAGCUGUCAUUGUUUGAAGUUUCAUAUGUGAAAUGUCAAUUGUUGC